AGAUCACCAUCCAGAGGGACAGCGGUCUGGAUGUCAGCGCCCCGAAACACGGAAAGAUCGACGCAAACAACGAUCCUCACGUCGGAGGAAACCAGUGGGCGGGAGGCACAGGUGGCAGAGACACGGCGGGGCUCGGGGGGAAAGGAGGUCCCUACCGGCUGGAUGCAGGACACAAAGUCCACCAGGUGUCCCAGGCUGAGAAAGACGCCGUCCCAGAGGAGGUCCGCAAAGCAGCCCGCGAGAUGGGAGAGAAAGCCUUCAGAGAACGGCUGAAGGAGAUCAAUAUGAGUGAGUACGACGCUGCUAUGUACGAGCGGUUCUCCAGCGCCGUCAGCAGGCAGGUCCAAUCUCUGCGCAUCGUGCUGGACAGCCUGCAGGCCAAAGGGAAGGAGCGUCAGUGGCUGAAGAACCAGGCUCUGGGAGAACUGGACGACGCUAAAAUCAUCGAUGGACUGACCGGAGAGAAAGCUAUCUACAAACGCAGAGGAGAGCUGGACCCAGAGCUGGGCAGUCCCCAGCAGAAGCCCAAGCGUCUGCGGGUGUUAGCGGAUGUUUCCGGCAGCAUGUACCGCUUCAACGGAGUGGACAGACGGCUGGAGCGCUCCAUGGAGGCCGUGUGCAUGGUGAUGGAGGGGCUGGAGAACUACGAGCACAAGUUCAAGUACGAUAUCGUGGGGCACUCAGGCGACGGGUACGACAUCGAGCUGGUUAGAGCGGAUAAAGUCCCCAAAAACAACAAAGAGAGACUCAAAGUCCUCAAGACGAUGCACGCUCACUCUCAGUUCUGCAUGAGUGGAGACUUCACUCUGGAGGGAACAGACUCCAGCAUCAAGGAGUUAGUGAAGGAGGAGGCAGACGAGCACUUUGUGGUCGUGCUCAGCGACGCUAACCUGGAGCGAUACGGCAUCCGGCCCGAAAGAUUCGCUCAAGUCCUGACCUCCGACCCCCAGGUCAACGCCUUCGCCAUCUUCAUCGGAUCCCUCGGAGAUCAGGCCGAAAGACUCCAGAAGACCCUUCCAGCGGGCAGAUCCUUCGUUGCCAUGGACACCAAACAGAUCCCCCAAAUCCUGCAGCAGAUCUUCACGUCUACGAUGCUGUCCAGUGCCUGAGACUGACUUCUUAUCUCACACAAUAAAAAAACUCAAAAUCAUAUCUGCAAGCACGAGAAACCUGUCAGACUUAAAACCACUUUCUGUAUCAGAUCAUUUGAUCUGAGCUGUAUCAGAGCUGAAGACUCGCCUUUUAAGCGAUUUUUUAAUUAUCGUACAGAUGGCCUUCAGCAGAAUCUAAGUGUUAGCGUGACAGAGUAUAAUGUUUAGCAGGGAAUAGUGUGUAUCGUCCGCAUAAUGACAAGCACUAUGUGGUAGCUACAGUGACAUAAUGACUGGCUGGAGCCUGGCUCAGACCCCAUGUGGGGAUCAAACGCUCGCCAUAACCUGUUGUUAUUUUUGUGUUUUGGGGUUGACCCUUGCCGACACACACACACACACACACACACACACACACACACACACACACACACACACACACACACACACACACGACACCAACACCUGACCAACACUUGGACGUGACGAGCGGUAAUAACUCGGCUCCUCUGGAAUGCUGGGAUUGUGAGUUGGGAAUUUCCCACCUGACUGCACAGGCUCUUUAAAGGCAGCCGCUGUGUGUGUGUGUGUGUGUGUAGGUGUGUGUUCCCCCUCAGCAUCUAUGUCAACAUGCUCAAGCCCUUUUCCUUCCUGGCUGCCGGAUAACAAAAUGAUGUAUGCUGAAUCGAAAGUUAGCAUUACAUUAUAAACGCAGAAAUGUAUAUAACGUUUAUGACACCUACAUGUUUUGUUCAGCAGGAUAAUCUCCAUAUAUUAACACCACUAGAGUAAAAAGCUAACGUUAGGCUAUGAAGGAACUACAGCACGGUCACAUGACUUCACGUCACCCCCGUGUUUAGUUGUGUGUGUUGAGAGAUGAACUUCCCACAGACCUGUGUUUUAUUGUAUUUCUGCUCUCUGACUUCAUGCUGUGCAGUCAUUCAUGUCAGUGGUUCCUCACAGCCUCGUGCAUCCAAUACUCUUUCAGAUUCCCCUCCGGUUGAAAUACUCUGUGUCUGAUCAAUGUUGUGAUCAAUAUGACAGCCUGUCUAACUAUCAGCCUGCAUUGAUCCUCUCUGAGUUUUUAUCAACACACUUUGACCCUGUUUGUUGGAAGGAACUAAAGUAAAAACAUGACUGUAGAUUUUAUUCCUUCAUCAUGUUUGCAGUUCUUCAUGAUUGAGAAUGUACUGUAUGCAUUUAAAUUGAUCAUCUAGAUUUUGAAUUAUUUUAGCCUUAUUUAAUUGUACAUUUGUAUAACUUAUACAUAAUGUAAUGUAUACACUUUUAAUAAAUCAUGUUAACAUUG
Molecule: messenger RNA, 2397 nt
Organism: Trematomus bernacchii (emerald rockcod)
Lineage: Eukaryota; Metazoa; Chordata; Actinopteri; Perciformes; Nototheniidae
Product: von Willebrand factor A domain-containing protein 8-like
Exons: 9
Coding region: 243-1109 (288 amino acids)
Cellular component (GO): cytoplasm
Source: RefSeq, a predicted model, not a curated record